Molecule: messenger RNA, 3249 nt
Organism: Scylla paramamosain (green mud crab)
Lineage: Eukaryota; Metazoa; Arthropoda; Malacostraca; Decapoda; Portunidae
Gene: csul
Product: protein arginine N-methyltransferase 5-like
Exons: 12
Coding region: 73-1953 (626 amino acids)
Biological process (GO): regulation of DNA-templated transcription; peptidyl-arginine N-methylation
Cellular component (GO): cytosol; nucleus
Source: RefSeq, a predicted model, not a curated record
AAUAGGGUGGAGUGAGGCGGUGGUGGUGGUUGCGGCAGUGGUGGUGGUGGUGGUGACUGGCGGGUUGUUUACAUGAUGGCGGCGGGCCGUGUGUCGUGUGGCCUCGAGUACCCCAUCGUGCACGAGCUGAGCCAUGCCUUGCAGGAGUCCUCCAAGUCAGGAUAUGACUUCAUAUCCGUUCCCCUCGCCCACCCUCGCUUCACACGGGAGCAUGUGGAAGGCAAGGCCAAGGCGAGGCAAGGAGCCUUCACACGGUCAGACCUUCUCCUCAGCAGUUCAGAAUGGAACAGUCUGAUUGUUGGCAAGCUAACAAUGGCCUCCAUCCUGAACCUAGAGUCUCCUGUCAACAGCCUCCGCAUGAACAGUGAAGAAACUCUCAAUCAGGAACUAACUUUUGCCGCACACUUGGGUUUGCCGGCCAUCACUUUCUCCCUCACGUCAGACAGAUGCACCAACAUUGCCAGAAUACUUCACAACAAGGUGGUCCAAGGGGUUUGCUAUCAGGUGUGGGUGAGGGUUCCUAUGCAGGCACCAGAGGAGGCAGCAUCUCAGUACCGUUCAGACAGGAAGCAGAGUGCGGAUGGAUUUGAAAUAGACACAUGGACCUGGUGGAACAAGUUCCACAGUGUAGCCAAUAUUCAGAAAAAGAUUGGCCUGACAUUAGAGAUUUCUGCUGACCUUCCAGAACAGUGUGUCAUUGACAGGUGGUUAGGUGAGCCAGUAAGAAGUGCUGUGCUGCCCACAUCCAUCUGGCUCAGUAACAAAAAAGGCUUCCCAGUGCUGUCUAGAGCUCACCAGCAGCUAGUCAAGUCACUGGUGAAGCUUCAUGCUCAGUUCAUCAUCACAGGCCCUCUCAGACACCAGCACUACAAGUUUUACCAGCAAUACCUUGACUACAUUACGAGGACACAGGUAGAAGCUGAUCCACUAACAGAUUUUGCUCGAGGAUAUGAGGAUUACCUGCAGUGCCCUCUACAACCUUUAAUGGACAAUUUAGAGUCUCAGACGUAUGAAGUAUUUGAGAAAGAUCCUGUUAAAUAUCGAGAGUAUGAACGGGCAAUGUACUUGGCCAUCUCUGACAGGGUUCCUGAGGAAGAGAAGGAUACCAAAGAAAUAGUGCUAAUGGUGGUAGGGGCUGGCCGGGGACCCUUGGUGAGGCGAGCACUGGCAGCAGCCCGGGCAGCUCAGAGGAUGAUCAAGGUGUAUGCUGUCGAGAAGAAUCCCAAUGCUGUUGUAACACUCCAGGCCCAGCAGGAUGAGGACUGGGGAGACCAGGUGACGGUGGUGUCGUGUGACAUGAGGGAGUGGGAUGCACCAGAGAAGGCUGACAUUAUCGUGUCUGAGUUGUUAGGCUCAUUUGGUGACAAUGAACUCUCACCAGAAUGUCUGGAUGGUGCACAAAAAUUCCUCAAAGAGGACGGCAUCAGCAUUCCCAGCAGCUACACGUCCUACCUGAGUCCCCUUCAGUCUCCCAAGCUGUACAACGAGAUCAGAAAUUGCCGGGAGAAGGACAAGCACUUCCUGGCUCACUUUGAGACUCCAUAUGUUGUUUAUCUUCACAAUAAGAAAGAACUGGCCCCCUCACAACCUCUCUUUACUUUUAGUCAUCCAAAUAAAGCCAAAGUGAUCGACAACACCCGGUACAAGUCACUGCAGUUCCAGAUCACAGAGGAUAAUGUUGUCCAUGGCUUUGGAGGUUACUUUGAGGCCUUCUUAUAUAAGGAUAUUAUGUUGAGCAUCAAGCCUGAGACACAUUCGCAGGGCAUGUUCUCUUGGUUCCCUAUACUCUUCCCUCUCAGAGAACCAGUAGGAGUGCAUCAGGGGGACAUCAUGGAGGUGCACUUCUGGCGGUGUACGAACAGGAAGAACGUGUGGUACGAGUGGUGCAUCACUGCUCCUCAGAUCAUCUCUAUCCACAACCCGAAUGGACGUGCCUACACCAUUGGGCUAUAACAGCUCAUGUAUUAGGAGUUUAUUUUCAACAUUUAUUUGAUGUUGCUCUAUGGAAUCUGAAGUGUGAUAAUAGCUGCUUAUUGCACUUGUAGCUUUAAAAUCACUAAAUUUCCCAACAACUGCAAAAUUGCCAUUGAAGCAUAACAAUUCAAGGCACUGAAAGGACCCAAGUACUAGCAUCUUUUUCAACAAGCUUUUCUAAAUACUCAUGUUCAUGUAUAGGAAUGCCUACCGGUGUGUGUUGUGGGUGAGUAAAGCCUCUCGUUGGUGCAGCAGGUCUGGUACAGUGAGGCUGCAUGGUGCCAUCCAGCAACAGUAUCUCACAGUUGGUUUUAGACAGUGUUACUGUCCACAGUUUUUCCUUCAGGUUGUAAGUAUUCUUUUUUGUAUUCUCAAAAACUGCAUUUAACAUGAUUUGUUUAUUGUUUGUGUUUGUUUGUUUUAUUUUCCAUGUUACAUAUUAUAUGGGUACUUUACCAAAACAUGUCUUUGGUAUAUUACAUAUAAUUACUAAAUUUUCACUGAAGCAUAAUGGCAAUAUAAAAAACAAAUGUCUUUUAUAGUGUGUUUUCUAUUUCCAUAUUUUGAGGAGAGUAACUGAAUGUUGUGUUUGUGUGAUGGAAAACCAUCUCCUUGUGCUCACUGCAAACUGGUAAUGUUGGUGAGUGAAGCUGCUGCAACACUCUUAGUGGUGAGUGAAGCUGCCGCAGCACACUUUCUGGUGGGAGAAGCUGCUGCAGCACACUUUCUGGUGGAAGUUGCCACUCCUCACUCAAUGUUUGGCUCUCUACACUUUUUUUUUUUUUCUCCAUCUUUCAAUGUGUUCCUAAACUUUUCUUUGGUAUUAAAAUUGUGCCUAUUAUUUGGUAUACUCUAUAAAGUUUAUUAAUGUUAAAUGUGUAGAAAAUAUCAGUUUGUCUAUUGAAGGGUUUUCCAUAUUACUAUUAUUUAGGUAAUUAAGUUAAUUUUGGUUGUAAUAUCAAAUCAAGAAAAUUGUUUAAUCCCAUUGGUUGAACAGACCAAAAUGUGAUGGAAAGUGAUCUUAUACCAUAUGAAGACUGGGUGUCACUUUAACCAAUUACUGUGUUUGAAAUGAAAGCAAUAUUUGUUAUUAUACGAAUUUAUCCAAUCCUUUUCUGCACAUCCAAGGAGGUGUCUUAUUUUCACAAAUAAAGAAACUAAAGGCCUUAUUUUUCAAACAUUACUGACAACCUUUGCUUCUCCUUUGAAAUUUGAGAAGCUUCUUUCCUCCUAAUGUACAAAAAUAUAUUUUAAGACAAUAAAAAUAUAAUUACA